Folsomia candida is the source of this 2286-nucleotide messenger RNA. RefSeq names its product ARMADILLO BTB ARABIDOPSIS PROTEIN 1. NCBI's taxonomy places the organism in Eukaryota, Metazoa, Arthropoda, Collembola, Entomobryomorpha, Isotomidae. The transcript is spliced from 6 exons. Gene Ontology annotation, molecular function: protein binding. The record is from RefSeq and is a predicted model, not a curated record. The coding region runs from base 202 to 1290 and encodes 362 amino acids.
AUAAGUACGUAUUUAUAACCACGAAACGAAAAAAAGAUUGAAAUCCACCUGCUCCACUCGUGCUGCUGAAGUAUGUAAAUAAAUAACAAAAACAAAAUCAGAACACAAAUUUGAAACUCCUCGUUUCCAAUAGACGUACGAAGUUACGAAGGAACAGUAUAUUUAUCCAUUACCUGAGCUGUGUUCCUUCUCAAUUAAAUCAUGUCGCAGUCCCUGAUUGCUAAUUCCCAGGUUGACAACGAGGUACACGAUUUUACCUGGAAUAUCAAGAAUUUCGAUUUUAUCUCCUACAUCCGUAAUCGGUCCGUCCUGAACCAGCAUGUUUUCUCAUUCACAGUCGGCUCCAGCAUAGACAAAGUCUCGACCUGGAAACUUUUCUUGGCGUACGAUGCCGCUGAAAAGUCUCCUGCGCUAUUCUUGCAGUUGAUAGAAUACGCUGGUACCGAUGAAUUUCCCGUCAUCCUAGAAGUCUACGUAGACAAUGGGAUCAAUGAACAAUUUAAAUUGAAAAGAGCCACCAUCCUGUUCACCCCGACCUCAACAGAGCCCAUCAAGUGUAAUUUCAUAUGCUUCAGCAGAAAAGGGAAAUCGACUUCAUGGACUUUGACCUCCUUGAACAAUGAAGACGCAAAGAUUUUCUCGCUGAAGACUAUUUUUCAAAAACUUUCCGGCUCCGAGUUGAAGCUGAGAAUCAAGUUUCAGAUUUUUGGUAAAUACAGCUUCACGACUUUUGGAAAGGAUUCGACGUCAUCUACCAUUUUGGAGAGGGAGCAAGCAAAAAGUCUCCAGCGUCAUCGAAAAGUCGCACUUUCCUUGCUGGAAAGUGGGGAUCGGGCCGAUGUGACCUUUGAGACGAAGGAUGACCAACGCAUCGCCGCACACAAGUUCAUCCUUUCCAUGCAGAGCAAUGUUUUUGCAGCCAUGUUCGCUACCGAGAUGAAAGAAAAGACUGAAGGUGUCGUCAAACUGGAUGACAUGGGGGGCGACGGGCUCAAAGUAUUUUUGAAGUUUGUAUACACUGGAGAACUUGAUGAAAAGUGGAACGAAUUUUAUGACGAGGUUGUCUACGCGGCCAACAAGUAUCAAGUGCAAUCCUUGAUUGACAUGUGCCAAGAGAUGCUUCCGACUCUGGUCUCGUGGGACAAUUGCUUCGAGAUCUUGAAACUUGCCGAAUUACACGAUUUGGCUGCUGCCAAGAAGAAGGUUGAAAAUUUUAUAAAGAGUGACCCGGACAAAAUGCUGCAGUUGUUACGUGAAUCGCCAUCUUCGAAGCGUCCUCGAUUUACAUAAUUUUUGAUGAAAUUUUUGUCACAAAAAUAUCGCUUUGUGUACAUAUUUAUUUGACAAGAUAGGUUAUGAUUUACGUUAUUUUUUACGUUUCUGAUUUUUGGUUCCGUUUGAUGAACUUUAAUUCGCUAUUGAAUAUAAUUUCUUUUUAUUUUUUCCUGGGCAUUAGAAGUUUAUAUUUUUGAUAUUUUAGUGUGCUCUGUUUUCCUUUGUGUUACUUUUAAAUAUGAUUUAUGUGUGAUAAAAUGUUACUUACUAUGCAAUUUACGUAAUUACAUAAACUUAUAACACCCAGCAAACAAAAGACUUAAUUCUCAUCGCUUAUGUAAUUUUCAAGAGGUACGUAAAUUCUCUCGUCAAUUAGUAUAUACAAGAUUUGACACACCUCUAUUUUUCAAUUAAAAAAUGGAUUCUCUUUCAUAUAAAUUAUGGAUUAAAAUAAAGUUAAACUUUUAAAUUUUAUUCUUAAGCUUAGUUUGAACAAAUAAUAAUAAAUAAUCCCAUGUUGUGGUUAGCCAAAUAAUUAUUAUUUAAAUAUUGUUUAAUCGACAAUCUUAAUUUUAAUAAAUAGUUUUUUAACAUGAUUAUGGGGUGCUUAAGAAGUAUCCGGAAUUUUUUAAGCGUCACGUGACUCCUAAUUUUUUGUUUGAUGUUUUGACAUAACUCGCUACUCGAUCCCAGUGUAGCUUGAAAGAAGGGUAUACGAAUGGGCUGACCGGACAGUUUGUUGUGAUUAGCAGUUUUUUGUAGCUCAUACCUCAGUAGUAGUGUAUAACAAAUUUUUUAUUUUUGAAUUAGUUGAUUGCUUAUGUACAUAAUUUUCAGGAGGUACGUAAAUUCUCUGGUCAAAUGACAGCUUUAUUUUUUGAAUUUUUAAAAAUAUGUAAGUUCUCCUUCCUACAAAUUAUGGAAUACAAUAAAGUUAAAAUUUUCAAUUUUAUCAUUAAGCUUAAUUUAAACAAAUAAUAAAUAAUGUCAUUUUUAUGGUUACCCAACUAA